Messenger RNA from Pecten maximus, 582 nucleotides. Its product is annotated as E-selectin-like. The transcript has 3 exons. NCBI's taxonomy places the organism in Eukaryota, Metazoa, Mollusca, Bivalvia, Pectinida, Pectinidae. The record is from RefSeq and is a predicted model, not a curated record. Bases 37 to 582 code for a protein of 181 amino acids.
AAGUCACCUUGCGCAUGUAUUGUACAAUUGUACAAUAUGUUAGAUACUUAUGAAUUAUCUUUUAAUUACCUUUAUGGCAGAAUUACUCAGUCACACGGUUUAAACAGCGGGACUUUGUUUGCCGAGGGCUCUCAUUCCUUUGGCUACACUGCCAGAGACAAUCACAGAAAUACUGAUACCUGCACGAAGGAGUUUGCAGUAAGAGUCCGGCGGUGUACCAGUAUGCCCAUCAGACCAGCCAAUGGUGAGAUAUCUUGUGAGCCCCACUGGUACGACCCACUUCUCGGAAGUACCUGUACAUUUACCUGCCAUGAGGGGUAUUCAUUGACUGGCAGUAAAACGAGAACGUGUGGGAGUGACAACACCUUUGACGGAACAGCUGCACUUUGUUCCAAAAUCAGUUGCCCCAGCCUUCCCGAUCCCGAAAAUGGACAAGCGAUAUGUAGCGACAGUAAUUUCUACAAAAGCGUUUGCAUGACGUCGUGUCCGGCAGAUAAGGGGUAUGGCACUGUUGGUGUAUUCGUACAAUGUCGUAACGACGGGACAUGGUCCGGCAGCCUACAACCUUGUUAUGGCAAGUAA